GGGUAUCUGUACUCCAACGGCUUUCGCUUCCAACAAAGUUGAGAAGAGAGAAAGCAAGUACUGUUCUACUGAACCUACUUGUGUGUAUGAGGCUCAUAAAAUGGGUAGUAAAUAUCCAGAAACAGGCUUUCUCUGAUUCAACUUUUUAUUAUUCAGGUCAUCAAAUUAAAAUACUAACUACAUGGUAUUUCAUUAUGAGACUCGAAAUCUUGCCUUGACUAUCGCAUUUCUACCUUGCCCGUCCACCCACGUCCUUCACAGUUGAAAUUCCCAAUACCGCGCGCUCUUGCGGCAAUUGUGUGCGAGCCUAAAUAGCAACAUUCGGCACUGCCAGUUUGUCUCUCUUUGCCUAUUUCCCUACGGCAGCCAUAGCAUUGACUGCUGUGUCGCUCUACUGUUCUAGGGUGACGAGAGAGGAGUUGGGUGUGUAGGAGAGACUCGCGCGAUUAGCUGUUGUUAGCAUGCGACGCUCGCAAGCUCUCUAGCCAUAAGUUUCGUUGCCCCCCAAACGCCACCAUGACGCAAGCUCCCCCACGAAGAUCACGCAUUGAGAUACCUCUCCCCUCGAAACCUCGAGAUUAUCGACCCGGCGACGGGCCUCCUCUCGCGCCCAUCCGCGUGAAUCUCGAACACGACACUGACGCGUUUAUAAUCGAGAAACGCGUCCUCCCGGGCAAACCUAUCAAUGGCGACCUGAAGCUAGAGCUCUACUACAUUGUAGGCUGGCCUAACUUGCCCAACGCCCGCGUCGCCAUCCUGGCCACCAAGAUACUCGAUUACGUAUCACCUUGGACAUUAGAGGAUUGGGAAUACGAACAAUCUUUAGAGAGAGACAAGGAAGAGGAGGAACGUUCAGCAGCCGAAAAGAGAAAACAAGAAGAGCGCGCUAAGGCUCUUGCAGCUUCUACACCAGGCACGGGUACCUCUACACCCGCCACACCCGGGCAAAAGAAACGAGGGCGGCCGAGCAAGGCGGAAAUGCGUGCCCGCCAGCUCGCACAGCAAGCAAGCUUUGGCAAAGAAGAUUUGGCAAAUGUGCCGUUACCACCCACCAAGCCAACAGGACCAUCACUGUCAACUCCUAAAAAAAAGCUAGCACAAGUGUCGACGGAUUUAGAGGAUUUGGAAGAAACAGACAUGAAUGAAGCUAUACUCCGACAGCUCAAGGGUGGUGAUGAGGAUGACCGCAGUUCCGAGUCUACUGAAGAUCUCAGUAGUAGACCAGACACGUUAGGAAACGGAAAUGGCUCCUCACUCGAAGCCUUUCCACCUGGCCCUUCAUCUCGAGGGCAUGCUGAAUUGUUCGUCCCCAACCUACUAUCGUCAGCCCCAGAUGAAAUUUCUCGAUCUGUUUCCCCGGUUCCCCUUGCCCGCAGGAAAUGGACACCACUAAAUGCGAAACCUAAGCUCACCACUCAUGUGCCAGUCCCGACGUAUCCUAAACCCUCACGAAUGAAGAAGCCACCAGUAGCGGUGGGUAAGACCAUCACUCCUGUACCAGCACCUUCAUACCCAAAUCCAAAGCCGAAAGCACCCAAACGGAAACAUAUUCCAACUGUCACUCCUGUACCAGUACCUUCUUACCCAAAUCCAAAGCCGAAAGCACCCAAACAGAAACACAUUCCAACUGUCACUCCUGUCCCGACCCCACAUUGUCCUGUUCCUAAGCCGAAAGAACCAGAAGAGGUAGCAUUCUCACGGGUAGUCCCUCCGAAGCCCCCGCAUGCAAUCGAGGUAGUUAACUUACAAUGGGUUUACAAACGGACUCAUGGUCCUCCAGGCCCAGUAAUGGCUUAUGAUAUGGCUAUAGCAUUGAAUGACUUCAAUGUAGUGCGUCCCGCUGAUCAUGACCAUCGGUGUUGGUCUACCACGGCCGAUAUCGGGAUCGAGAAUGAUAAACCCGAUGAACUUGAUGAACUUGAUGACCUGGCCCAUACAUCUUCGAAAAAGGAAGCAACGCCAGUUGCUAAACCUAAAAGUUCUCGCAAGAGAAAAGCACAGCCGGAAGAAGAAUGGGAAGUAGAGUGCUUGGAAGACUCCAAACUAUCUGCAAUCGAUGGUGUACUGGUCCGUCACUACCUAGUCCGCUGGGCGGGCGACUGGCCAGCGGACCAGAAUCCAACAUGGGAGCAUGAGGACAACAUUCCACCUGCCUUGAUAAGAGAGUACUUUGGACGUAAGGAGAGGGAGAGGGCACCUUGGAACGGUGUAAUUCUUGAACCACUCGAUAGACCACUAAUCUAUGGAAGUAAAUCAGAUGGACAAGCAUCAGAUGUGCGUCCAUCAAAGGGACACGCAUCAAAGGAACGAGCGUCGAAGGGACAUGCGUCAAAGAGACGGUUCACAGCUUUUAAGGGAAUGUAUUCGAAUGUUGCCGAAGCCUUCGAGGGCGACGCGAGUGGAGGACUGGGUAGCAGCUCUUUGGAAGACCAGCGAGCCCAGGAUGGAGAAGAUGACGCAGAAGAAUACUUGCAGGUGACAGAGCAAAACCAGAUGACUAGGCCAAUGCACAAGCUUCGGGCUGAUGCCUCACUGCUGCGAGAGCUUACAGACUCUAUUCUACUGUAAUUAUACUAUGGUGGAGCUAGCAAAGGAUCACACUCACAGCUUCACAUGGUGAUCAUGAGACACGAGGAAAAUCCGUCCCUUGGUGGGUUGGCAAGGAAGAAAUGACGGUUUGCGUAUAUACUUGAGCAUGAACUUAUGGCCUUCCAGCUUGUAAAUAUCCCUCCGCUCGCGCUGGGUAUUGCGAACACCAGAGCUGGUUAGAUGCGCUAGAAUUAGCUCGUUAGUCAGAAAAGAAAAGAAAAAAA
Xylaria bambusicola is the source of this 2813-nucleotide messenger RNA. RefSeq lists its product as uncharacterized. The transcript is spliced from 2 exons. NCBI's taxonomy places the organism in Eukaryota, Fungi, Ascomycota, Sordariomycetes, Xylariales, Xylariaceae. The coding region runs from base 517 to 2568 and encodes 683 amino acids. The record is from RefSeq and is a predicted model, not a curated record.